This is a messenger RNA of Cryphonectria parasitica EP155, 1279 nucleotides long. Its product is annotated as Aldo/keto reductase. Bases 97 to 1128 code for a protein of 343 amino acids. The transcript is spliced from 3 exons. Gene Ontology annotation, cellular component: cytoplasm. NCBI's taxonomy places the organism in Eukaryota, Fungi, Ascomycota, Sordariomycetes, Diaporthales, Cryphonectriaceae. The record is from RefSeq and is a predicted model, not a curated record.
GUCUUGACUCACCUUCAGUGUUUGGGGCGAAAGAAAAUCCACCUUCAAUCAUCCUAUUUUGACCAUCAGUUUCCAUUGAUUCCUUCUUCAACCAUCAUGGCGCCUCCUGUCUCCCUCCCUACAAGAAAGCUGGGUCGCAAUGGUCCCGAAGUGACCGCACUGGGCCUGGGCCUGAUGGGUCUCAGUAACGCUUAUGGUGAUGCAGGCACGGAUGAGGAGCGCUUCAAAUUCCUCGACCGCGCCUGGGAGCUCGGCUGCACAUUCUGGGACUCGUCCGAUCUGUACGGCGACAGCGAGGACCUCCUGGGCAAGUGGUUCAAGCUGCACCCGGAGCGGCGGGCCGACAUUUUCCUGGCCACCAAGUUCGGCAUUGUCCGGACCGCGAACGGGUACGGCAUGGACACCUCGCCCGAGUACUGCCGCGCGGCGUGCGAGAAGAGCCUGCAGAGGCUGGGCAUUGACUCCAUUGACCUCUAUUACAUCCACCGGCUCGACGAGAAGACGCCCAUCGAGAAGACUGUCGAGGUCCUGGCCGAGCUGAAAAGGGAGGGCAAGAUCAAGUACCUGGGCAUCUCCGAGUGCAGCUCGACGUCCCUCCGCCGCGCCCACGCUGUGCACCCCAUCGCAGCCGUGCAGGUUGAGUACAACCCCUGGGACCUCGACAUCGAGAACGAGACGGGCACCCACCUCCUUCCCACCUGCAGGGAGCUCGGCGUGGCCACCAUCGCCUACUCGCCGCUGGGCCGCGGCAUCCUGACGGGCCAAAUCCGGUCCCGGGACGACCUUGGCAAGGACGACUUCCGCUUGUUGAUGAGCCGGUGGAGCGAAGAGAAUUUCCCCAAGAACCUGGCCGUCGUCGACAAGAUCGCCUCUAUUGCGGCGCGCAAGGGCGUUACCACCAGCCAGCUCGGCCUGGCCUGGGUCUUGAAGCAAGGAGACGAUUUGAUUCCUAUCCCCGGCACCAAGAAGAUCAAGUAUCUGGAGGAGAACCUGGGUGCCCUCAAGGUUGACUUGUCCGAUGAGGAAGAGAAAGAGAUCCGGAAGCUCGUAGACGAAGCCACCGUCAUCGGGAAGAGAAAUAUCCCUGGUUUGCUCAACGUCUUUGCCGACACACCUCCUCUGCAGUGAGCACAUGCAGCAUCUCAAAAGCUGUUCUUACCUCCGAUGAUGAAGAGCGCUUUGUGGCCAAGAUAGCAACACCACAGCUGAAAUAAAAGGAAGCGCAUAUCCUCUGACAUGUCUCAAGAUAUAUACCAAAUGUAGGGAGCUUUAAGUUCGA